UUGCAGACUGAGGGCUGCGCCUACGUCAGCAGCUUCCUGUGGCGGACGCGCAGCUCCAAGAUGGCGCUGCCCAUCUGGAUCGAUGACCGCGGAGGAAACAUCCUGGACGGCGGCGCGCACUUCUACAACGUGUACGAGACCAAGGACGGCAAGUACAUGGCGGUGGGAGCGCUCGAGCCACACUUCUACAAGAUACUCGUGGAAGGUCUGGGUCUGGACCCGGAGGAGGUGGAGCAGUUCUCCGAGUGGGACAAGUGCAAGGAGGCGUUCGCCAAGUCGUUCAAAAGGAAGACGCAAGCCGAGUGGUGCGCCGUGUUCGACCUCACGGACGCCUGCGUGGUGCCCGUCCUGGACUACGACCGCGCCUGCGAACAUCCGCAGAACGCACACCGGCGCGCCUUCGUCGAGUGCAAGGACGGCCCACCGGCUCCCCGUCCGGCGCCCGUACUGUCCCGGACGCCCGCCGAGCCGGACAUGGAGGAACCACUGCCCGGAGAGCACACGAGGCAGAUCCUCAAGGAAUUGGCCGACUUGAGCGACGCCGAGGUGCAGGGACUGAUAGACGACCAGGUGGUCGCGGCGCCCUCCUACACGCUCAAGUCCAAGUUGUAGUUAACGCAAUAAUAUAUACACCCGUAGGCAUUGUCUGGAGGUGGUCUCGGUCACGUGCCUGGGGCUUCCGGUUGAUAGGGUUGAUUGACACUGAAAUGGCUCAGGCCGCAGCUCUCUUUCAAGCUGGGUUUUCGCCUGCGCGCUCACCUCGCUUCAGCCGCAGAGUACGCGGGCGAUAAGCUGAGGCUUCUUUGGGAGGUCCGCCUUAUGGUGUUACAGGGACGUGCGCCUUUUAUUCGAAAAGAGAUUUCGCGCUUACCGCUGAUCUGUUCUUGCUCAAGUUUUGCAGCGAGAUCGCAUUUUAUGGCCCGGGUCGUUAAAAAUAACGCUUAGCACUGUUACUUGCCUGAUUUGUCAAGAAAAACUGCGAAUUUGCCUUCGUCUAGCGUGACCACAUCGAACGCACCAGCAAUUAAUGGAAACCAAUCUCGAAGACCAUGCUUUGCCGUGCUGCGAACGGCGGAAGUGACAUAGCUGCCAUGUUUUAAACAUCACCUACUGCGAGGGGCGCACACGAAGGCAAUUUCGCAGUUUUUUUUUCUUGACAAUUAAGUGAGGAAAUUAACAGUGCCAAGUGUUAUAUAUUGAACGAUUGGGACCAUAAAAUGUGACAUCGCUGCAAAACUUGAGCAAGAACAGAGCAGCAGCAAGCGCAAAAUCUGUUCUACGAUUUUAAGAUAAAAACGCACGCUAUACCUGUAGAUACUUUUGUCCCGUGCUACCCGUGAUCAAGCCUAACACAACAGCUGAUCUUAAAACGCAUGGCGCACAUAAAGCAAACUUGUGCCCAAUAUUGCAGUGAAAGAAAGGACUGGGCGCAGCUCCACGGGUGUUCGCCGCCGUGGUCAAAACUGCGCGUAGCGCUGUCGGUAACUCACGAGAAAGCGUUGCACAAAGCGCAAACUCGUGAAUAACCUUGCAUUCUGGCCACACAUGACGCACCAACAGCCCUGCAGACAGAGUACGAAGAAAUAAAACUACUUUGUUUGGUACGGCGCGGAUGCAAGGUGGGGCUGUCGCAACAGCUUGCGACUGCGUUUAUUAUUAGCAUUCCAACUGUCGUGCAGUGCCAUUGAAAAACUCUCAUUAGGGAGUUUUAGAUAUUGACAGUUAGGGGGCGCAAACAGCUGGGCUUUCAAAAGAACGCGAAAAGGUACACAAUUGAACCCCAAAGCUGUACGAAUCAACGCAAGCCGGGCGCGGCGCUUUGCGUGUGCAAAGGUCCCUUUGGGUAUACCAAACCCGUUUGCGUAUACGCAAAAUCUAAAGCUCCCUAUAUUACAUCAACUGACUACUAAUACUUAAGUACAGUAUUUGGCAAAAUUGUGCGCACUACUAAAGUAUUUUUACGUGCUCUAAGAGACACACAAAAGAGAGAAGGAGAGCUGAUGCCUCUCUUGCAUGUCCCCUUCUACGCGUAUCUUAAUUGUUUUUUUUUUUUUUUUUUUUUUUUU
Molecule: messenger RNA, 2066 nt
Organism: Dermacentor silvarum
Lineage: Eukaryota; Metazoa; Arthropoda; Arachnida; Ixodida; Ixodidae
Product: alpha-methylacyl-CoA racemase-like
Exons: 2
Coding region: 61-612 (183 amino acids)
Biological process (GO): bile acid metabolic process
Cellular component (GO): mitochondrion
Molecular function (GO): alpha-methylacyl-CoA racemase activity
Source: RefSeq, a predicted model, not a curated record